Molecule: messenger RNA, 258 nt
Organism: Anisakis simplex (herring worm)
Lineage: Eukaryota; Metazoa; Nematoda; Chromadorea; Rhabditida; Anisakidae
Source: the annotation of a GenBank genome assembly
AUGAUUCAGGAUUGUGACGAUCGAGCGUUGAGGAAGUCAUGCGACCAGAACAACACAUGGGUGGGUGGCUUCGAUAAGGGCAUCGGUUAUCAUCAACCGUUCGUAAAUUUAUUUGCAUCUUUCCGACCGUCGUUUUUUGGCUGUGAUCAUUGGUCACUUCUUCAAAAGUUGUUCACUUUGAGAAUCUUUGAUAGCCUCCGCAAUGCGUGCAUGCCGCACAGUUCAUCAAUGCGAAUUGAUGUAAAACCAUUGAAAUAG